AUGAGUGAUGGUUCUGUGGAGCCAGUGAAGGCUGAUGAUGCCGUGGUGGAUAGUAGUAAGCGGACGCAUGAAGAGAUGAGUGCUGAAAAUACUGAACCUGUCUCUGAGCAGGCACAUGGCACAGGUUCUGAGAACGGUGACGGCGAGAACUCACUUGAGAACUCACUUGAGAAGGACAACGCUGAGAAGGAUAACGCUGAAUCAGAAAAGGGCUCGCCUUCAGUCACUGAAACUGCAGCAGACGACGAUUCAUCAAAGACCGAUGGCAAUGGUGAAGAGAACCAAGACGCUGAAGGUCUAGCCGAAGAUUAUGAUGAGGAGGAUUUUGAUGAGGAUGAGGAUGAUGAGGAUGAAGAACCAGCCGCUAAGAGAAGACAACAAGAGAGAAACAGGUUUUUGGAUAUUGAAGCCGAAGUCAGUGAAGAUGAAGAGGAUGAAGAAGAUGAAGAGGAUAGUGAGUUGGUUCGUGAAGGUUUCAUUACCCACGGUGAGGAUGAGGAUGACGAGGAAGGCGUGGCAGGUAACCGUCGUGGUGACAGGCUGCAUAGACAACUAGACCAGGAUUUGAACAAAUCUUCCGAAGAAGAUGCCCAAAGAUUGGCCAAGGAACUGAGAGAACGUUAUGGUAGAAGUAGCUCUAAACAAUACCGUGCUGCUGCUCAAGAUGGCUAUGUUCCUCAAAGAUUCCUGUUGCCUAGUGUUGAUACAGCCACGAUUUGGGGUGUUAGAUGUAGACCUGGUAAAGAAAAGGAAUUAGUAAGGAAACUUUUGAAAAAGAAGUUUAACCUGGAUAGAGCUAUGGGUAAGAGAAAGCUAAAGAUUCUAUCUAUUUUCCAAAGAGAUAACUAUACAGGAAGAAUCUAUAUCGAAGCACCAAAGCAGUCCGUUAUUGAAAAGUUUUGUAACGGUGUUCCUGAUAUCUACAUUUCUCAAAAAUUAUUAAUUCCAGUUCAAGAAUUACCAUUGUUGUUAAAACCAAGUAAAUCUGACGAUGUUGCUCUUGAAGAAGGUAGCUACGUUAGAGUUAAGAGAGGUAUAUAUAAGGGUGACCUUGCAAUGGUGGAUCAAAUUAGUGAAAACAAUCUGGAAGUUAUGUUAAAGAUUGUUCCUCGUUUAGAUUACGGAAAAUUCGAUGAAAUUGACCCUGUUACUCAGCAACGUAAAUCUAGAAGACCAACAUUUGCACAUAGACCGGCACCUCAGCUUUUCAAUCCAACUAUGGCUUUGAGACUUGAUCAAGCAAACUUGUACAAAAGAGAUGAUCGCCAUUUCACUUACAAAAAUGAAGAUUACAUAGAUGGUUACUUAUACAAAUCAUUCAGAAUCCAACAUGUUGAAACUAAGAAUAUACAACCUACUGUGGAAGAAUUAGCUCGUUUUGGCUCAAAAGAAGGUGCUGUUGACCUAACAGCAAUUUCUCAAAGUAUAAAGAAGGCUCAAGCUGCUAAGGUUUCCUUCCAACCAGGUGAUAGAGUUGAGAUUCUAAAUGGUGAACAAAGGGGCUCUAGAGGUAUUGUUGCUAAAAGUACCACUACUAUUGCGACUGUCAAUCUUCCUGAAUUUCCCUUAAAACCUUUGGAAUUUCCAGUAUCUGCAUUAAGAAAGAUCUUCGAACCUGGUGACCAUGUUAUGGUCAUUAACGGUGAACAUCAAGGCGAUGCUGGUUUAGUUUUGACAAUCAAACAAGGUCAGGUCACUUUCAUGUCGAAUCAAACCAGAGAAGAAGUAACUAUUACAGCUAAUAACUUAUCAAAAUCCAUUGACUCAACCCCAACCUCUAGUGAAUAUUCUUUGCAUGAUAUUGUUGAGCUCAGUGCCAAGAAUGUGGCUUGUAUUAUUCAAGCUGGUCACGACAUUUUCAAAGUUAUAGAUGAAACUGGUAAGGUCUCUACAAUUACAAAGGGUUCGAUCUUAAGCAAAAUAAACACAUCAAGGUCGAGGUUAACUACAGUUGACAGCAGUGGUAAUGAGAUUAAGAUUGGUGACUCUAUUGUAGAAAAGAUCGGUGCUCGUAGAGAAGGUCAAGUUCUUUAUAUUCAAUCACAGCAAAUAUUUGUGGUCUCUAAAAAGAUAGUAGAAAAUGCUGGUGUUUUUGUUGUCAAUCCUGUCAAUGUUGAGGCCAUUGCUUCUAAGGAUAAUAUGUUAAACAAUAAACUAGAUUUAUCGAAGAUGAACCCAGAUAUCAUUUCCAAGAUGGGACCACCUAAGAGCUCAAUGCCUUCCGCAGCUCCAGUACGUACUGGUCGUGAAGUCGCUCUUGGUAAAACUGUUAGAGUUAGAUCAGCUGGAUACAAAGGUCAACUAGGUAUAGUGAAGGAUGUCAAUGGUGAUAAAGCCACCGUCGAACUUCAUUCCAAGAACAAGCAUAUCACUAUAGACAAGAGAAAAUUAACAUACUAUAAUCGUGAAGGUGGUGAAGGUAUAACGUAUGAUGAGCUAGUGAAUAGACGUGGUAGACUACCACAAGCAAGAAUGGGUCCAAGUUAUGUCAGCGCUCCUAGACAUAUGGCUAGCGGCGCUUCCGGUGUCGUAGCUGAUAAUAACGGUGCUUUGGCCGGUGGUAUGACUCCUGGUUGGGGUGCUUUCGAUGGUGGUAAGACACCAGCAGUUAACUCUCACGGAGCAGGAACCAGCGGAGCUACCUCAGCAUGGGGCGGUGCAUCCACAUGGGGUGGCCAAGGUGCUGGUGGCUCUUCCACCUGGGGAGGUCAAGGUGGUGCUACUUCUACAUGGGGUGGUCAAGGUGCUACAUCAACAUGGGGUGGUGCUUCCGCUUGGGGUAACAAAUCCAGCUGGGGUGGUGCCUCCACAUGGGCUGCCAGUGGUGAAGCCAAUGGUGGUGUCUCUACCUGGGGAGGUGGUGACCGUUCUACAUACGGUGGUGCCUCUACUUGGGGUAAUAAUGCAACAGGUGGGACAUCUACUUGGGGUGGUAACAACCAAGAACAAAACAAUGGUGGUAAUAGAUCUGCAUGGAAAGACCAAGGCAAUAAAUCCAACUAUGGAGGUGGGAGUUCAUGGGGUAACCAAUGA
This is a messenger RNA of Nakaseomyces glabratus, 3033 nucleotides long. RefSeq names its product transcription elongation factor SPT5 (gene SPT5). Gene Ontology annotation, biological process: regulation of DNA-templated transcription elongation; transcription elongation by RNA polymerase II; transcription elongation-coupled chromatin remodeling. Gene Ontology annotation, cellular component: DSIF complex. Gene Ontology annotation, molecular function: protein binding; mRNA binding. NCBI's taxonomy places the organism in Eukaryota, Fungi, Ascomycota, Saccharomycetes, Saccharomycetales, Saccharomycetaceae. The record is from RefSeq and is a predicted model, not a curated record.